This is a messenger RNA of Spinacia oleracea (spinach), 2227 nucleotides long. Its product is annotated as RNA polymerase sigma factor sigE, chloroplastic/mitochondrial. The transcript has 6 exons. Gene Ontology annotation, molecular function: DNA-binding transcription factor activity. The coding region runs from base 310 to 1875 and encodes 521 amino acids. The record is from RefSeq and is a predicted model, not a curated record. Lineage: Eukaryota; Viridiplantae; Streptophyta; Magnoliopsida; Caryophyllales; Amaranthaceae. Gene Ontology annotation, biological process: regulation of DNA-templated transcription; DNA-templated transcription initiation.
GAAUCCCCUGCCGAAUUGUCACUCGAUUCUUGCUCCUUCUCUCUCUUCCCAGUUUGUGGUUCUCAUAAUUUCCCAAAAAUUCAGUAUAUAUUUUCUGGGUUCUUUUUUUUUCAAAUAAUUAUUUUAAUUUUAUUUUAGUACGAAGAGUCAAGUUGCCUUCUUCAUUUCACUACUGCCCAUUUCCUUUGAUCUAACUAAAACAACACAUUCUUGCUUCUGGGUUUCCGCCAUAAUCUCCAAUUUUGAGUACUCCAUAACUUUCCAUUUUGGGAUUUCUUCCACGCCAAACUUCUGAAAUACACAGUUGGUAUGGGAGUUGUGACCAUUUCAAUAUCAGCUUCUCGAGCAUCAUUAGGAUUAAGCAGAAGAUCAACAGCUCAGCAAUCUAGUUCCAAUGGACCCUUAAUUCUAGGGUUCAAAGUGGACAAAAACAAAAAGACAGCCUUAGUUGCAGUAAGUGAACCUAGACGUUUACACGCAGAAACGAAGAAAGAGAACACAAAAAGAUUAAGAUCAGUCACAAAGCCUGUGAAAAGACUACGUGCCACCACAACCAGCAUAGCUGAAGCUUCUCCAUAUGCUGCUGAAAUAGAUCUUAAUGAAGCUGCUGCUAAACUUGAAAGCAUUUUCAAGCUGAGUCCUGCGACUGAUGUUUUGGAUGCUGAGAUCAUCGAUCACGUGGUAAAAGAAAGACGGGGAAGAAGAAGGAAGAGUACGGAAGUCGAUGAGGAACGGGAAAAAGAGGGUGACAGUAGUGUGGUGAGGAACAGGAACAGGAAAGCUAAACGGUUGAGCCUUGCAAAGAGAAUUGAAUUGAAGAAUAGCAAGGAAAGUAAGGAAGAGAAGGCAGUUCCUCUAGCUCAAAAGAAGAAAGUGAUUAAGAAUGAAGAUGAGAAGAUUGAUGAGCUUGUAAGAGAAUACUCUGCUUCAACUGAUUUGUCAAGCUUGGAUUGGAAGAAGAUGAAGAUACCGCCAGUUCUUCCUUCUUCUGAACACACUUGGUUGUUUAAGUUGAUGGAACCAAUGAAGGCCCUUAAUCAAGUAAAGGAGAACCUGAGGACAGAACUGGGAAGAGAAACAGCAGCUAAUGAAUUAGGAGAGGCAAUGAAUAUGACUGUAGUUGAAGUAAGAAGACACGUAGGGGUUGGUUAUGCUGCAAGAAACAAGUUGAUUAAGCACAACCUGAGGCUAGUAUUGUUUGUGAUGAACAAAUAUUUCCAAGAUUUUACAAAUGCACCAAAUUUUCAAGACCUAUGCCAAGCAGGAGUGAAGGGUCUGAUUACUGCUAUUGAUCGCUUUGAACCAAGGAGAAAAUUUCAGCUGUCUACUUAUGCUCUUUUCUGGAUAAGGCAUGCCAUCAUUCGUUCAAUGACCGUUUCAAGCUUUACUCGUGUCCCCUUCGGUCUUGAAUCGGUCAGGGUGGAAAUUCAAAAGGCCAAACUAGAAUUGAUGUUCGAGCUUAAAAGAAUGCCUACAGAAGAAGAGAUAAUGGAAAGGGUUGGAAUCUCUCCUGAAAGAUAUAAAGUGGUGAUGAGAGCUUCAAAUUCUGUUGUUUCCUUACAUUCUAGGCAUAAAGUCACACAAGAGGAGUUUAUCAAAGGGAUUACUGAUGAAGAUGGUGUUGGAAGUGACAAGCAGAGGCAACCAGCCCUUCUUAGACUUGCAAUCGACGAUGUUCUUGACUCUUUGAAGCCGAAAGAAAGCUUGGUAAUCCGGCAAAGAUAUGGUCUUGAUGGUAAAGGAGAUAGAACACUUGGAGAAAUCGCUGGAAACCUCAGCAUUUCAAGAGAAAUGGUCAGGAAACACAAAAUGAAGGCGUUAAUGAAGCUUAAGCAUCCAACUCGAGUGGAUUAUCUUCAGCGUCACAUAUCCUGAAUCAAAUUGGCACGAGAUGCUUUCAUCAUUCACGGUACAUAUAUAUGAUACGUCCAUUCACACUCUUACCGUCUCAUUUACUGUGAUACUACUCAUUAUUCUGUAUCAUAUAUAGCGUUUAUUAAUAAUACUACGUAUAAAGCAUAGAUAUGUUAUACUUAUACCCUAAUGUUAUAGGCUAGGAGGAUUGGAUGUUGCAUAUAUUAUCCUUUCCUUCAAAAGUAAAUAUCACUUGUAAUUUUCUUCAGGAACUUUUAACUUCCUUUGUAUCAAGCUGAUAGAUGACAUUAUCUUUUACCCUGUACUAUACAGAAUCAGUGAUUUAUACUAGCAUUCAACAAUUUAUUUCAAA